Molecule: messenger RNA, 885 nt
Organism: Malania oleifera
Lineage: Eukaryota; Viridiplantae; Streptophyta; Magnoliopsida; Santalales; Ximeniaceae
Exons: 2
Coding region: 1-885 (294 amino acids)
Molecular function (GO): zinc ion binding; nucleic acid binding
Source: RefSeq, a predicted model, not a curated record
AUGAGACAAGACCUCGGGAGAUCAAGCUUCCCACCAAUGCAUCAAGGUUGCAAGAUUGAUCAAUUCACCCAUUUGAAACCCUCAUCUUUUGAGGGUGGUACUGACCCAAUUAAGGAUGAGACGUGGAUGGAAGAGAUGGAGAAGAUAUUGACAAUGUUGAAUUGCACUGAGGAGCAGAAAGUUCUUUUCGCCACCUUCAAACUGGUAGGAGAAGCUAAACGGUGGUGGCAUGCGAUAAAUCUAUUGGAAGAACUGCGAGCAGUACCUAUAGAAAUGACGUGGGGUCAUUUCAAGCAGUAUGCUACUAAAUUUAUGGAACUUUCACGCUUUGCACCUUCCAUGGUUCCAAAUGAAUACCAAAAGGUGAGAUGGUUUGAAAGGGACCUGAAUCAGAGGAUUCACGAGCAUAUGGCAUGUUUGCAAAUUCAGGAUUUUGUGGAACUGGUGGAAAAAGCCACUGUUUUAGAGUCAAGUCUGCAGAGAGGUGCAGAGGCAUCAGAACGAAGGAAAAAGCCAAUGUCUCCCCGUUCCCAGGCCAAUAUUAGAAAAGGGUCAAGGAGGGGAGAAAAAGAUGUUGCAGGUCAGGGGUUGGAAGGAAAUGAUCAGGGACGACAGGGCAAUUCGUCACACCCCCACUGCCCUAGAUGUAACCAGCGGCAAUGGGGAGAAUGCCGGAGUCGGGGUGUCGUGUGCUAUAGAUGCAGCAAAUAUGGUCAUAUUGACAUAGAAUGUCAAGAACCGCCGAACAACACACCUUCUCCAAAUCAGAAUCAGAGGAACAACUUGGUGCCUCGUGGUAGCGGUGCCCCGACACAUGUUUUUAUAUUGUGUACACCUGAGGGGGACAAUGCUAAAGGUGCAGGUAAUAUGUCUACAUUAGCAUGA